Ilyonectria robusta is the source of this 540-nucleotide messenger RNA. RefSeq lists its product as uncharacterized. Bases 1 to 540 code for a protein of 179 amino acids. The record is from RefSeq and is a predicted model, not a curated record. The transcript is spliced from 2 exons. Lineage: Eukaryota; Fungi; Ascomycota; Sordariomycetes; Hypocreales; Nectriaceae.
AUGCGAAUCAUUGAUCUUAGCUUUACCAUGUGGUCUACACGUUUUAUCCUCUCGACGUUGCUGGCUGUAACUCGCCUCUCAUGGGCAGACGCAGCCAAAAACCACGGCUGUCCCACCGUCACAACCACAGCCAAGGUCUGCUCAACCUGCGUCGUGCCAGACUGCAUCGUCAUGUCAACCAUCUCCAACCCAUCCAGCUGCCCGACCAAAGUCGCAACCAUCACCACAUCCUAUCCCUGCGCCAAGGAGAAGUGCCCCGACGGCUGCGCGACGACGUACAUGUACGCCUCGACCUAUGGCGAACCGCCCGUUACCACGGCGCCGUGUCCCACCGUCACGUCGGUUCUGGGUCACUGCUCCACGUGCGUGAUGCCCCAGUGCAUGGCCAUCUCGACCAUCUCGUCUGCGUGCGGGUGUCCGAAGGAGGUUCCGACUAAGACGACGAGCUAUGCAUGCGGGGGCGGGUGCGUCGGCGGGUGCGCGGGGACCGAGUACGUGUAUGAAACCGCCACGCCGGUAUGCGAAGCCGGACCGUAUUGA